GCUAAACUAUCCUUUUUUCUGUUAUUAUUCACCGUAUAAAGUAUGGAUACCAGGAGUAGAACAGAUGUAUCUGUUUUUGGACUGCAAGUAUUUCUAUUAUAUUUGUACACUAUUGGUCAUAACGUUGCAGAGCAAGAAGUUGAAAAUCUUUCAGGGCUUUCCAGUAAUCCUGAGAAAAAUAUUUUUGCCAUUCGAGAAAACGGAACAACAUGUCUAAUGGCUGAAUUCUCAGCUAAAAUACUUGUACCUUAUGAAGUACCUGCUAGUAAUGAUGUGGAUUGGAAUGCAGAGGAGGCAAUCAUACAGCUACCAAGAGAAACUGAAAUAAAAGGGAGAUGCUGGAAUAAUGAAUCUGAGUUGCAUUUGUCUUGGUUAGACAAAGCUUACACCCUCAAAUUGUUUUUCUUGAAGGAAGGACAGGAUUCAACCAAAUCCAGUGGACUGAAAUGGAAAAUGAAUAAGAUCCAGUUUUUCUAUGACCUUUCAGAGCGCACGUACUUCAAAAAUGGAGCACGACCUGGAAAACACACAUCUAGUAGACACCAUCUUUCUCUCAUGGCCACACCGAUUGGCAUGUCAUAUGAAUGUGAAGCCACAGAAAAAAUCUCUCUUACCUCCAGUGACCACCAGAAAACGGUGGUCUUAAUCCUCUCAGAAGCGCACAUCCAGCCCUUUGAUAUUAAGAGCGACUUUGUCUAUAGCGAAGAAUACAAAUGUGCAACAGAUCAAAGAAAACAGCUAGAAGAUGCUUUGCCAUUAAUUCUUGGUCUGACGUUGGGAGUAAUCAUUGUGAUCAUUGUAGUGGUGUACCACAUCCAUCAAAAGAUGACAGUCAACCAAGUGCAGAUUCCUCAAGACAGAUCCCUUUACAAGCACAUGGGAUAAACAAAGACUAAAUAAAAAAAUAAAAAAAAAGCACAUUAAUCAUCAGGUAGAUAAAGCAACAGCACUUUUCC
This is a messenger RNA of Bombina bombina (fire-bellied toad), 956 nucleotides long. RefSeq names its product lysosomal associated membrane protein family member 5 (gene LAMP5). The transcript has 6 exons. Bases 43 to 885 code for a protein of 280 amino acids. NCBI's taxonomy places the organism in Eukaryota, Metazoa, Chordata, Amphibia, Anura, Bombinatoridae. The record is from RefSeq and is a predicted model, not a curated record. Gene Ontology annotation, cellular component: membrane.